Asparagus officinalis (garden asparagus) is the source of this 742-nucleotide messenger RNA. Its product is annotated as protein LURP-one-related 8-like. The coding region runs from base 47 to 643 and encodes 198 amino acids. The record is from RefSeq and is a predicted model, not a curated record. The transcript is spliced from 2 exons. NCBI's taxonomy places the organism in Eukaryota, Viridiplantae, Streptophyta, Magnoliopsida, Asparagales, Asparagaceae.
UCUUCAGGAUCUCCGCCCGAAUUUUUUGCUCCGUUUUAUUCGGCGGAUGACGAAGGUUUACCCGAACGCUCCCUCGGCCGAAUCUCCGUCCACUCCGCCGUCAGAUUUGACGGCGGACAAGGAGGAGGUGAUGACGGUGUGGAGAAAGUCGCUGCUUUUCAACUGCCAGGGGUUCACGGUGUUCGACGGAGAAGGGAAUCUCCGUUUCCGGGUGGAUAGUUACUCCGGAGGGCGAAAUGACGAGAUUGUCCUCAUGGAUUCUUGUGGAAAGCCCCUCUUUAGUAUUAGAAGAAAGAGACUGAGUCUAACCGAGACCUGGCUAAUCUACGACAAGGAAGAGACGGUCGAGCCCCUCUCUUCGGUAAAGAAGCACGUGACCCUCCUCCCCUCCAAAGGGCUCGCUCACGUGACCCCUUGCCGUCCACGUAGCCCUCACUCGUAUUCCGUCGAGGGCUCGUAUGCGCAGCGUAGCUGUACGGUCUACGACGGCCAACGGAACACAGUGGCGGAAAUACGAAGAAAGGAGGCCCCUAAAGGCGUUGCCCUCGGUGGCGACGUAUUUCGCCUCGUGGUUCAGCCGGGGGUAGAUUUGUCAUUUAACAUGGCGAUGGUCAUCGUGUUGGAACAGAUGUACGGAUCGUAGAUGGUAGAGAUACGGUGUAUACCAAGGGCGUGCAGAGAGAGGCUGUACAUGUAUGUGCAUCUUGAAUCAUGUGGUUGGAAGAAUUUUUUUUUUUUUUUU